Molecule: messenger RNA, 1851 nt
Organism: Ogataea angusta
Lineage: Eukaryota; Fungi; Ascomycota; Pichiomycetes; Pichiales; Pichiaceae
Exons: 2
Coding region: 1-1851 (616 amino acids)
Biological process (GO): proton transmembrane transport; mitochondrial magnesium ion transmembrane transport
Cellular component (GO): proton-transporting two-sector ATPase complex, catalytic domain; mitochondrial inner membrane
Molecular function (GO): proton-transporting ATPase activity, rotational mechanism; magnesium ion transmembrane transporter activity
Source: RefSeq, a predicted model, not a curated record
AUGGAAGCAUUCAUCACCAAGGAAGCUGAAGAAAAGGCAAAGGAGAUCAAGCUGAAGGCCGACGAGGAGUACGAGAUUGAAAAGGCGUCAAUUGUGCGGUCGGAGAUUAACGCCAUUGAUUCCCAAUACGAAUCUAAAUUCAAGAAAGCAUCCUUGGCACAGCAAAUCACCAAAUCCACCAUUGCCAACAAGACGAGACUAAAGAUUCUCGCCACCAAGGAAGAGGCCCUGGAUACUAUUUUCAAGGGGGCCGAGGUUGCGCUCGUUGAGCUGUCACACGAUUCCAGUAAAUACGGAAACAUCUUGAAAUUACUCAUUGAGGAAGGAUUAUAUGCACUUAUGGAACCAAAAGUCACCGUGAGGGUGAGAAAGUCGGACGUCGAGCUGGCCACGAAGGUCGGCGAAGAGGCAGCAAAGGAAUUCAAAGAAAAAUCCAACAUCGAUGUCUCCAUUUCCAUCGACGAAUCGUCGUACUUGAACGACGACUCUGCUGGUGGCUGCAUCAUCAUAAACGGAACGGGAAAGAUCGAGGUCAACAACACACUCGAGGAAAGGCUUGCCUUGCUAUCAAAGACCGCUCUUCCGGCUCUCAGGCUCGAGCUGUUCGGUAAAACCCCCCGAGACUUAGCGAAAGUGCUCAGGACCAUACAGCCAGACUCUUCGGAUGUGAGUUGCACCAUUUUCGAUGCGAGCGGAAACGUCGUGGCUGUUUCGAAGAGCUUUCCAAAGGCAAAAUUUCUACACGAAAACGGACUGUUCCCGAGAGAUUUGCGCAAGAUCGACUCUUCAAACGUCGAUGUGGCGCCGAUCAUUGCGGUUCGGUCUAAUUGCAUUUUAAUCAACUUGUUGCAUAUCAAGGCAUUGGUUAAGGCCGAUUCUGUGCUGGUGUUCGAUACAGCCAACUCGGAAGCCGCCUCGAAGCUAAGUUUAUUUAUGUACGACCUAGAGGCCAAACUGAAGGUCAAGACGGUCCACGGAACAACAAACGUCAAUCAGUCUUACGAGUUUAGAGCGCUAGAGAGCAUUCUUAUUAACGUCAUGGCAGUGCUCGAAACAGAACUACAACAGCAUCUGAAAGUCUGUACCAAAAUCCUUAACCACCUCGACACAGAGAUCGACAGAGAAAAAUUGAGAGACUUGCUGGUCAACUCCAAGAAACUCACAACCUUCUAUCAGAAAUCCUUGCUGAUCAAAAACGUUCUUGACGAGUUGCUGGACAACGAUGAUGACUUGGAAAGCAUGUAUCUGAGCGAGCGCAGUGUCUACGGCGGGCCUUUCCGCCAAGAAGAGCUGAGAAUCGACGGAAACGGCAGCAAGGACCACGAGUCUGUGAAUAUGUCUAUGGACGAGCUCGACACAGGCGAAAUCGAAAUGCUUCUGGAGUCUUACUACAAGCAAUGUGACGAGAUAGUUCAACAAGCAGAGACGCUGAUCAACGACAUCAAAUCGACCGAGGAGAUCGUUAAUAUCAUCCUAGACGCCAACCGCAAUUCCCUGAUGGUCUUUGAGCUCAAAAUAUCGAUCUACACAAUGGGAGCAACAGUCGCGACGCUGGCUCCAGCUCUCUAUGGAAUGAACCUCAAAAACUAUCUGGAGGAGUCUGAGUUUGCUUUUGGAGCAGUGGUGUUCUUUAGCGUGGUUGCAGGAGCUGCCAUGGUGGUCAACUCAUUCCGUCAUCUAAAAAAUGUGCAGAAAAUGAACAUCACGACCACAGAGCAGACCAAAAAAUUGGACGACAAGAUCAGGGGCCAGCUUUUUGCGAGAUUUAGAAAGCAAAAGGCUAGAAGCACCCCUGAGCAAAAGGACCUCAUAUGGAAAUGGCUAACGAAUGGGAGCCCGAAACCCAAAUAA